UCCUCUGCCAGACAGCACUCACCCAUCCACCACCAUACACUCUCAGACACAUUUGCUCUCACUAUACCGACAGCUGACAACACCUUUUCAUUUCCUCAGCUGCACCACAGACCCGCAAAGUCAGAUCAAAGGAGAGGGGGAAGAAAAAAAAAAAAAACUGACUCGAUUUGUACCGAGCGCACAUAGUCGAGCAGACACACCAGCUCCGAGGCUGGGUCGAGGCUGGAGAGGGCGUCUGGAUAAUGGAAUGGGACCUCAGCAGGAUGGAAAGUGAAUUGAGGCACAUCAACCCGGACCUGCUGCAGCCCAGCAAGAGCUUCAAGAAGCCCUCCUCAGGCACCAUCACCCUCAAUGUAGGGGGGUUCCUGUACACGGCCCACCGGACCACCCUUGCCAAGCAUCAGGGGUCGUUUCUUGAGGAGGUGGCCAACGGUAAGAAGCCGGUUCAGCACACCGAUUCCAUGGGCAACCCUUUCAUUGAUAGAGAUGGUCCGGUUUUUCGCCAUGUGCUCAACUACCUCCGAACCGGAGAGCUUCAGCUGCCUGAUGACUUCCGGGAGGCGGGGCUCCUGCGACGAGAGGCCGAUUUUUAUCGCCUGACUGAACUGGUGGAGGCCGUGGUCGAGUGGGAAAGCCAGAGGGCGGCCCAGAGGGAAGCCGCCUUCCUGGAGGUGACAGAUAGCCACGAGAGGUCACAGGGCCUCAAGGUGUACUGCAGUGACCCCGCCUUCAUCGAUAAGGUCAAAGGGCGGCUGGUGCAGAUCUCCAAGAGCCGCUUGGAUGGCUUUCCGGAAGAAUUUGUGGUGUCAUCCAACGUGAUACAGUUCCGACACUUCAUCAAGUCGGAGCCUGGCUCGCGGCUCGUUCUGAAGGAGGACAGCACAUUCCUGUGCACACUUGACUGCCUGAAACUAGAGACAGUGAUGCUAGCACUCAGAUCGGGCUUCAAGCUCGUCACCUGCCUUGACAGCAGCAAAGGCUCUGUGGUGGUGGCUGAGGCCCUGCAUUUUGUCAAGUAGGAUGAAGAUGAAGAUAUAGGGGGGAAAACAGAGGGAGAAGAGAGGUAGAAGGAGAGGGGAAAGAGUAGUGCCUGGUUCCAUAUCGACCCUGUGAGGUAUUGGUUUGAAAAUGUUGUGAGACGUGAGCUGUAAUGUGUCGUUGAUAGAAGAAAAGGUGGGUAGGUCUGUCUUACAGGACAGGGUUUAAAUGUUUACUGCACAAUAGUGGCUUACAAACACAGGAUAAGUUUUUGGGUGAUAGUUCUGAGCAGAAUGGUAUUUUAGUGUCAACCUUUGCACUGCUUUGUAUUUAUAGAAUUCAAAAUGAUCCACAUCAUCUCAACAUUUAAUAUAUCUUUAACAGAAUCUGAUUAGGUAUCAUGCAAAAGUUUAAAUGACAUGAAAGCUGACUUUCAUAGGACAAACGCACCGAGCUGAGAUUUUACAAACAGCUUUAUCAGUGGAUUUGUUUCUGCACAAGAACUGCUUCUGCUGCCGUGAUGUGCACUGCUGUGCCAUUCAGCUUUUACUACAGUCUGUGCGUGUGUGAGUGUGUUUUGGCGUGCGUGCGUGUGUGUGUGCACUGCUAAAUCCCCCCGUGCGCUGUGUUUAGUUGGUUUAAUAGCUUGUGUUCAGUUUAUUAGCCUCUCUGGAGCCUGAAGGGCAAGCCACAGCUCAUUCAGGUCGAUUUGGAGGGACAAAGAACUUCACAACCAAAUGUCGAGUUGAGUUUUAAGUGCAAAGAACUGUGAUUAUUGUAAGGGCUUUGAAUCUAGCAUGAUGCAUGUGCACUAAAUAAACUGUGUGUUUGUUAGUGCUGUGAGCCUCUGUGAAGCCAGUGCCACAACAAUGCCUAUUACUUUUCAAUGUGAGU
This is a messenger RNA of Archocentrus centrarchus (flier cichlid), 1872 nucleotides long. It is a transcript of the gene kctd4, whose product is annotated as potassium channel tetramerization domain containing 4. The transcript has a single exon. Gene Ontology annotation, biological process: protein homooligomerization. The coding region runs from base 243 to 1019 and encodes 258 amino acids. Lineage: Eukaryota; Metazoa; Chordata; Actinopteri; Cichliformes; Cichlidae. Gene Ontology annotation, molecular function: protein binding. The record is from RefSeq and is a predicted model, not a curated record.